Molecule: messenger RNA, 1831 nt
Organism: Adelges cooleyi (spruce gall adelgid)
Lineage: Eukaryota; Metazoa; Arthropoda; Insecta; Hemiptera; Adelgidae
Gene: sand
Product: TWiK family of potassium channels protein 7
Exons: 4
Coding region: 279-1400 (373 amino acids)
Biological process (GO): potassium ion transmembrane transport; stabilization of membrane potential
Cellular component (GO): membrane
Molecular function (GO): potassium ion leak channel activity
Source: RefSeq, a predicted model, not a curated record
GGGCCAACUCGCCAGUCCGGCAGCCAACAGUCGCGAGUUUCGAAGGGACCGGGACGACGACGUGCCGUUAUAAUUUUAGAUUAACAUAUCGGCGUGCUCGCGUUUGUUCGUUUGUUUUUGUCGAUCGUGUACCAUGAUCGCUGUUGACGGAAUCGACAGAGACGAGGGCCGACACAUGGAUCAAGCGAUCACCGGCCGCAAGCGGUGAACACGCUUGCGUAUGAUCGGGUCUUUGACGGCGGCAACGACGACGACGGCGAGUACCACCGGCGGCACCGAUGGAACGGAAACGCAGCGGCCGGCGGUACUACAACAGGCGCAAGAAGACGUGGACGCAACAGUGCAAGGACUACCUGCGGCAGUUCAUUGCGUUCUUGUUCAGCAACAUCGGCAUCAUAUGCCUGGUGGUGGGCUACACCAUCGCCGGCGCGUUCAUGUUCAUAUUCAUCGAGGGGGCGCCGGGCAACGCCAAGCACAUCAUCGACCGGGUCAUCGCCAAUCGGACGGGCACCGUGGACCGGCUGUGGAACCUGACCUGCUGCACCGAGUACUACGAGGACGAUUGGCGCGACAAAGUGCAGACUCACCUCCGGUCGUUCCAGAGCCACAUCAUAGAAGCGGUCAGGAAUUUCAGCUACGAGGGCGCCAACAAGGAAAUGAACCGAUGGUCGUUUUCCGGUUCCUUCCUCUACUCUCUGUCCGUCAUCACCACUAUCGGUUAUGGCAACGUGACUCCGCGAACUCUUCUGGGCAAGUUGGCCACCAUAUUGUAUGCAAUCGUGGGCAUGCCUUUGUUCCUACUGUACCUGUCCAACAUCGGAGACAUUCUGGCUAAGAGUUUCAAAUGGAUAUACGCCAAGUGUUGCCUGUGUCGGGGCUGUAAAAAACGCCGAAAACGCAUGUUGGCCUUGCAGCGGAAGGAGCAGUGGAAGAUGGAUAUGCGGGACUUUAAACUCAAUAUAGGCGUACUCACCGAGGGCGAGGAGAGCGACGACGAGGGCACCACCGACGGAAGUUCUUCGUUGAGCUUCAACGACACACAAGAGGUUACCGUGCCCAUUUCGCUGUGCUUAACCAUAAUGGUCGGAUAUAUAUCAGGAGGUGCAGUUUUGUUCUCCAAAUGGGAAGACUGGGAAUUUUUCGACGGUUCUUAUUUCUGUUUCAUAUCGCUGAGCACAAUUGGUUUUGGCGAUUUUGUCCCAGGUAGCAAUAUUACCGGGCCCGGCACAGGUUCUGGUCCUAUACAAGGGGUCGAACUGAGUUUCAUACUUUGUUCCAUGUACCUCAUGCUAGGAAUGGCGCUGAUCGCCAUGUGUUUUAAUUUGAUGCAACAAGACGUUGUAAUGAAGAUCCGAACGUGCACGGACAUUUUAAGAAGGAUUACCAGGUGUAAGAACUAAAACCACUACAAACGCCUAUCCGGUCAAAUCAGCUAAGUAGGUGAUGUUGUCGAAAGCAGAUCUACUGAAAAAAGUAAUUUCAAUUCGAAAAGUCUACCUGGAUUUUCCGUAUAAGCUGACUUAUUGGUCUAAAUAUUUUACAAUAUUGCAUGUUAUUGCACGACCUAAUGAAAUUCCUUUGACGAUAAUACUAUAACACCCGAAGGAAACCAGCAAUUAAGGUAUAUCCGAUACCGCAUGAAUAUAUAAUACGCACUGCGUACGCUCAUUCAUUGGAUUUAGACGACAUACAUAAUAUUAUAAUGAUAUUGUAUUUUUUUUGUACUAUACUUUGUUACAUGUAUAUAAAUGUUAAAAUUGCUGUGUAUUGUAUAUUUAUUUGCUUGUUUUGUGUAUGUAAAUUGUAAAUAUAAAUUCUUAACUCAGUUGAA